CAAAAACCUCACAUUUCACAACUUAAACUCCACAGUUUCCAGACCCACACUCAAGAGGGAGAGGAAAUUGGGAAAGAGCCAUGGAGAAUAUGAAUCAUGACCACAUGCAUGGCAUGAACAACCAAUCAUCUGGCGGGAUGAUGCACCGUCACAGGAUGAUGAUGCACAUGACCUUCUUUUGGGGCAAGAACGCUGAGAUUCUCUUCUCAGGGUGGCCAGGAACAAGAACAGGCAUGUACGUUUUAGCCCUGAUAGUUGUCUUUCUGCUUGCUUUCAUGGUUGAAUGGAUCUCUCACUCCCAAUUGAUCAAGCCUGGCUCAACACGCCAUGUGGCUGCUGGUCUUGUUCAGACUUUGUUGCAUGCUUUGAGGGUUGGUCUUGCAUAUUUGGUGAUGUUGGCUAUCAUGUCUUUCAAUGGAGGUGUUUUCUUGGCUGCUGUGGCUGGGCAUGCUCUGGGGUUCUUGUUAUUUGGCAGUAGAGUUUUCAAGAAAUCAUCUGCCCCUGUUCCUGGAAAAACAUCUGAUCUUCCUCCCAUGAGUUGUUGAAUACAAGAUUUGAUUUCAGUUCUUGCUGGUGUUCGGACUUGUUCCUUGUGAUCUUUGAAAGCUAUGUACAACUUAUGUUUUAUUUUUUUUCUUCAAGUUGGAUUCUUAAUCUUAAUCUAUGCUUUGCUCUAUAUUUGCUUUUCAAUUGACAAAAAAUGGAAUCUAUAGAUUGCUGAAAAAAUAUGGAUUUUUUUGCCCGUUGAUAUCUUUUGGCCUAUUAGGAUGAAAAUUUGGUGAUUUUUCCAGGCUAUUACCAGAUUAAGUACUAUGAAUCACAAUGUAAGAGUCCAUUCAACAUUUAUGCCUAAUGAAUGUGGGGUUUGAUGAUUGACUAUACAAGUCUGCAAUCUUAUUCCUAAGGAUGUGAUUUCAUCAAGGCAACCAGGAAGUUGCAUGUCAUGUCAUUGUUAAAGGGUACAAAGCACCCAGGAUUUGGCCCUGGUGGAUUCCCCUGUUUCUCCAUUCACCUUCACACAAUUCCAUUCAAGUUCUUUCUCAAACAGAUGUUUGCAAUUAGCAGUGGCCAUCCCACCACAAUCCUUGGAUUAUUACUAGCUGUGCGUGUUUUCUAGUUGGAAUGCGGUUGUACUGUCUUUUAGACAGGAAUGAUUGCAAACUUGUCAUGUAUUAAAGUAUUGUAAAACUCCUCUAAAAGAUUGUUGAAAUUUGUACAAAAUUUGUAGGGUAUUCCUUGUUUUUGAAUGCAAAUGUUAGAUUUUUG
Durio zibethinus is the source of this 1266-nucleotide messenger RNA. Its product is annotated as copper transporter 1-like. Gene Ontology annotation, cellular component: plasma membrane. Gene Ontology annotation, biological process: copper ion transmembrane transport. The record is from RefSeq and is a predicted model, not a curated record. Gene Ontology annotation, molecular function: copper ion transmembrane transporter activity. NCBI's taxonomy places the organism in Eukaryota, Viridiplantae, Streptophyta, Magnoliopsida, Malvales, Malvaceae.